ACCAUAGCCUGUGGCAUGGCGUGCAUCGUUCUGCAAACAACGGCAACGAACCGACCCAGAAAAGGAAGGAAAUUAAGGAUGUCCAGGCACCGCCGGCUCUCCACCUCCUCUCCUCGAAGAACAUCAACAUCUCCACAACGUCACAACGCGAACGCAGUCGCACCAUCUGUGAACCAAGCCGCUAACAAGCGCUUCUCGGAUAUCCCUGGGCCUAUAGCCCUGCCUGUUAUGAAGCAUCAUGAACACGUGUUGCCGAGGAUUGGAUGUUUUCAUCAUGCUGUCGGACUUGGCUUGCUAGAUGGACUGAAGGAAAAAUAUGGCAGCUUGGUUCGAUUGGCGAAAGCCUCCAGAAAACGACCAGUAUUAUAUGUUUUUGAUCCGGAAUUAAUGAGAGAGGUCUAUAACAGUAAUGCGACGGAACCGCCGGCGUGGGUCGGAUCGCCGCUGGAAGUACAGAGGAAGAAAAGUGAAUGCCCCAUGCACAGGAAUGAAUCAAAUGCUAUAUGGUCGGCUCUACAUAUUAUUUUACAAGACGGAACUUUACUGAAAAGCUAUGAGAAAGCGUUCGACGAUAUAUCUGAAGAUGCAAUUCGAAGGUUAGGCGAACUCCGGCACGCAGGGAACGCGUUAAACGAAGAAUUAUUAACCGAAGUGUACCGCUGGGCUUUAGAGACCAUCGGUGUUAUGAUCUUUGGUAUGAGACUGGGCUGUCUAAACGGGGCUGUGCAUGUGCCUAGUGAAGAUAACAGAAGACCAGAAAAAACAUCAAUGGACGAUGACAUAAAGGACCUGUGUUCUCUAUCACAACGUUCUAUAGACGAUUUAACAGCAGCGGAACAAUUAGUGCGAUGCUCUUUGGAAAUUGCGGACGAAAAUUAUUUAGUUCGCAGCGAAACUACGCUACGACCAGAUACACAAGGAUUUAAAGAUGCUGUGAAGAACUUUGAUAGGCAUUUUUGUCUCACAGAACAUUUCCUAGCUGAAGCCCAAAGGAAUCUAAAUUCCGGCGAUUUAAAACCAGAGCAGAUUCUUCUCGAUAAACUCAAACCACUUGGUGAUAAGAUGCUACCUCUUGCAGCGGAUGUUUUCCUUGCUGGAGUUGAUCCGCUAGCGCAAACAGCGCUCAACAUGUUCUACCAGCUCUCCCUGCACGCGGCGCAACAACAACGCGCACACGAUGAGAUCACUUGGUCUAAAGCUUCCAAAGACGCUGGUGUGGAAACACAUGAACUGCCAUACAUUAGUGCGUGUGUGAGAGAGGCUUUACGGUUGAAGCCGGUUACCGGAGGUGUGGUUAGACGGAGCGUGGAAGAGUUCGUGGUUGAUGGUUAUGAAGUACCGGCUGGGGUAGACAUAGUGCUCGCACAUGGUGUAUCAAGCAAAACAGAACAAGAGUGGGGCAGAGCCAAGUCGUUCAUACCAGAGCGUUGGUGCAACGAAGGUUGGGCGCCAAUAAAGGCUUCUAGAGCCCAUCCCUUCGCUUCCUUACCUUUUGGCCAAUCCUGCCCAGCAUCAGGAAUCAUCUCCCACAUGCUAUCAGCUCUAGCUACAAGGAUGCUGGAUAAAUACAGACUAGAAUGGCAUGGACCACAGCCAAAAUUGGUCACCAGUGGCGUUAAUAAACUCCAAAAACCAUAUUACUUCGUGCUACAGAACGCUUCGUGAAUUUUCCUUUUACAAUUUUGGAUUUUCGGCUUUUUACACAAGCUCCUUUGGGGCUAGGAAAGAAUUGGGACGCGAUGCAACGUGUUUGUCAUUAAUGUAUUAUUUUGUAACGGUGUUUAUACUGUGUUACAUGGGAAACGCUUUUUAAUGUUUACAUUAUGAAAUAAAUAUAAUAUCGAUAUAUUUUA
Molecule: messenger RNA, 1853 nt
Organism: Colias croceus (clouded yellow)
Lineage: Eukaryota; Metazoa; Arthropoda; Insecta; Lepidoptera; Pieridae
Product: probable cytochrome P450 49a1
Exons: 10
Coding region: 16-1665 (549 amino acids)
Molecular function (GO): heme binding; monooxygenase activity; oxidoreductase activity, acting on paired donors, with incorporation or reduction of molecular oxygen
Source: RefSeq, a predicted model, not a curated record